AUGGCGUCCUCGUGGGCCCACUCGGGCAUCGCGGCCCUCCUCGAGCGCAUGAAGUCGCAAGACUCCGAUUUCCGCUUUAUGGCCCUUAACGAUCUCAUCACAGAACUCACAAAGGAUAACUACAUUCAGAUGGACGACUCGACCGAGAACAACACCCUUCGUCAAGUUCUCGCUUUGAUGAAGGACUCCAACACCGAAGUCAAGAACAUGGCCGUCCGAUCGCUUGCUAUCCUCGUCCCACGUCUUCGCGAGAAGAACAUGCAAAACGUGAUUGACACCCUCAUCGAGUACAUCUCUUCCAACAAUGACGAACUCAGGGAUAUUGCCGCUCUUGCUCUCAAGACCGUCACUGCACAGAUGCCCGCUCGCUCCUCUUACGCUAACACUGCACUCAACAAGCUUGCGCCAAGGCUGCUCAGUCACGUGGCUGAUCAGGCUGCGUCGCAAGAACUGCUCAUCGACUCACUCGAUAUUCUCGCCGAGCUCAUUACCAAGUUUUCAUCAUCUGUCUCAGCUGCGUUGCCCCUUCAAAAUGCACUCCUCAAAGCAGUGGUUCCUGUCAUGCGUCACAGCCGUCCUGCGGUGCGGAAGCGUUCGCUCACCGUCCUGGGUGCUCUUGGAUCAUGCGCGACAUCAGAUAUCUUCACGCAGCUCUCAGUACAGCUCAGCGCCGAUCUCGACGAGGCAAAGACUUCGGUCGACACUCGUAAAACAGCCGUUCAGCUCAUCGGCAUCUUCGCACGCACCUGUCCACGCAGAUUGGGUCGACGUCUACCCGAGUUCAUGCCUGCCGUUACCAAGGCUGCAAAUCACGACGAUGACGAGUUGCGCGAGACAUGUCUUCAGUCUAUCGAGCUCGUUCUCUUGCGCUGCCCUGCCGAGGUGACACCUUUCGUCAACUCUUCAAUCGAUCUCGCCACUACACUCAUCAAGCACGACCCCAACUACGCUGGCUUUGACGAAGAUGAAGAGAUGCGCGACGCAGACGAUGAUUUCGCGGAUGAGGACGACCAAGAUGACUUGCUUGAUGACGACUACUCUGAUGACGACGACAUGUCUUGGAAGGUACGAAGGGCGUCGGCUAAGGUGUUGAAUGCUGCGUUGACCAGUCGACCAGAGCUGUUGGCACAUCACGUUAGCACUGUUGCCCCCGUGCUUGUGGCUCGAUUCUCGGAGCGAGAGGAGAGUGUGAGGCUCGAAAUUCUGGAUACCUUUUUGGCUUUGCUCAAGCAGAUGCAGCUCUAUGCUGGCGGUCCACAGGCGACGGAAGUCAUUGGCUCGACAUCUAGCUCUUCUGCCAGCCAGGCUGCUGCUAUCGCCGCUGCAGGCAUGCUUAAGCGCAAGCGACAGGAGGGUGAAGCGGAUGAUAUCGAGGGAUCGCCUCGUGGUCAGCUGCUCGCUUUAGUCCCUGCCAUCGCUAAGGCUCUCAAUCGCGAGAUUGUUUCCAAGUCCAUCCCUACCCGUCACAAGAGCUUUGUCGUGCUUCGCGAGCUCAUCAUCGUCCUACACGGUGGAUUGGAGACGCAUAUCGGCUCCAUCUUGGCACACACAGAGAAGGCGCUCAAAGGUGCAGAGUCAGCGGCGUCCGGUGGAUCGAACCUGAAAGCCGAUGUACUUGGCUUCUUCCGCGUGCUCUUCCUCACCCAUUCGCCAAAGAGCUUUGACGACCAGCUUCCUCAUCUCGUUCCCAUUCUUGCCGCGUCCAUCGAAGAUAAGCUCCACCGAAGCUGCAUCGAAGCUUUCCUUACCUGCUCGCAGCUCGUAUCUGUGCUGCGUCCUCUUGGAAGCAAUGCUUCUGCAGGUGCGGCAGCUGGUGCUGCAAAACCUAGUUCAUACAAGCCGUACUUGCUGCAGAUCUACUCGGCUACCGUGGCACGACUCAACCGACUCGACUCGGAUCAAGAGAUCAAAGAACGCGGAAUCGCUUGUCUCGGCGUCCUUCUCGCCCACGCUGGAGACGAUCUGACUGAAAAUCAUGCUGAAUGCUUCGAGCUUCUCACCGCACGUCUCACCAACGAAGUGACACGAUUCAUUACUGUCAAAGUCAUCGCUCAAGUUGCCGCUUCUCCCGUCUGCGCGGGUCCCGCAUUCGAAGCUUUCCUCCAGAGCUCUAUCGCUGAGGUCGCAACACUUCUCCGCAAGUCUAAUCGUCAACUGCGUCUUGCUGCAUUCGACUGCCUUGCUGCUGCACUCUCACGAUCGUCGACCAAGCUCGGCAUUGCUUCCACAAAUGCCAUCCUUGCCGAGGUUCAACCGCUCGUGAAUGCGGAUAUGGACAUGAAUCUCCUCCCGCACAUUUUGCGCAGUGUUAACUUGAUCCUCGUCAGUGACCCUGCGACGCGCGAAAGUGUGCGCCAAUCUGUGCUGCCUCAGAUCUACUUGGUUUUGAGGCUGCCAAUUGCACAAGGUCCUGCGUUGGAGUCGCUUCUCGAGUUCUUCAGGCUCUAUGUUGGCGCGCAGCCAGCUAGUGCGCCAGAGACGGUGGAGGAGCUGCUCAAAGCCCUGGAAGCGGCGAAGGGAUCGGCGAGCGGUACGCAUCUUUACUCGACUGUUUCGCGCUGUAUCGGCGCGGUCUGCACUGUUUCCGAAUCAGCUAGUGGCAAUGUGGCGAGCAAAGCUACGGCGACGUUGGAGAGUGGAGGAGGAGCGAAGGAUACGGAUGUUUACUUUGCGUUGUUGCUGUUGGGUGAGUUGGGACGGUUUAAUGACUUUUCGACUCGAGCUGGGUUGUUGGAGCAUGUGCUUGGGUUUUAUGCCGCGGAUUCGGAAGAGGUUAAGAUGGCAGCAGCGUUUGCGGUGGGGAGUAUGGCCGUUGGAGCUCUAACCGUUUUCCUGCCUGUGCUUGAACAGCAUAUUCGGACAAGUGGAGAUGAUAAGACUUCGUCUCAGCGUUUUCUCUCGCUCCACGCCCUGAAGGAACUCAUCACGCACGGAUCGAUGGACCAGCUCAGCGUAGUAGCCGAAUCAGUCUGGCCGCUCCUCUUUGAUGCAUGCGAGACAAAGGAGGAGGGUGUCAGAUCGAUCGGUGCUGAAUGUCUAGCUCGACUUACAUUGAGCGAGCCAACAAAGUUCCUUCCCCUGUUGCAGGAGCGACUAAGGUCGCCCUCUGUUUCGGUCCGGGCGACGGUGCUUGCUGCGAUCCGCUUCACCCUCUCCACUGAAUCUUCGGCCGCAUACGACGAGCUGCUGGCCCCGAUUUUGGUAGACUUCCUAUCGUUGUUGAACGAUGCAGAGUUAGAAGUAAGACGAAACGCAACUUUCGCACUCAAUUCUGCUGCUCACAACAAACCCUACCUCAUCCGCGAUCACCUCCCUACUCUCCUCCCACUUCUCUACUCCGAGACACACAUCAAACAAGAACUGUUGAGGAAAGUCAGCAUGGGACCCUUCCAAAUCAUCACCGACGAUGGCUUGGAUCUUCGCAAAAACGCAUACGAAACUAUGUAUCAGCUUCUCGACACCCUGUGGUCUCGUCUGCACCUUCGAGACUAUCUCGAUAGGGUAAUUGCUGGAUUGAACGAUUCAGAUGAUGGCAUCAAAACUCUUUGCUACUUGAUGAUGAUCAAGCUAGUCGAAUUACGAUCUAGCCUGGCGAGGACAGUGUUGGGAGGUAGGUUGGAAGAGUUGGCCGAACCAGUGGGAGCUACUUUGAGAAGUAAACUGAAAGAAACAGCUACCAAACAGGAGAUUGAGAAACAGGUUGAAUUGCAGAGGUUUAUUUAUAAAAUGUUGGUCGUUCUUAGUAAGGCCAUGGAUGGAGUUGUAGUGAGUGGUGCUACUCCCAAGUUCUAUGCGGUUGUGCAGGAGGCCAAAUCUGGUUCAGCAUCUGGUGUGGAUACAGGUACUAAUCGUGCCGCCGUCGGUGCUGGAGCAAAUAGUGCGCUUUGGAGAGAGGUUGAAGCUUCGCUUGCUAAUAAUUCGUCUCCGUCCUAG
Ustilago hordei is the source of this 3933-nucleotide messenger RNA. RefSeq lists its product as uncharacterized. Gene Ontology annotation, cellular component: nucleus. The transcript has a single exon. Lineage: Eukaryota; Fungi; Basidiomycota; Ustilaginomycetes; Ustilaginales; Ustilaginaceae. The record is from RefSeq and is a predicted model, not a curated record. Gene Ontology annotation, biological process: protein ubiquitination; SCF complex assembly. Bases 1 to 3933 code for a protein of 1310 amino acids.